This is a messenger RNA of Ostreococcus lucimarinus CCE9901, 1323 nucleotides long. RefSeq lists its product with no specific name. Bases 1 to 1323 code for a protein of 440 amino acids. The record is from RefSeq and is a predicted model, not a curated record. Lineage: Eukaryota; Viridiplantae; Chlorophyta; Mamiellophyceae; Mamiellales; Bathycoccaceae. The transcript has a single exon.
AUGGCGAGCGCGACGACCAAGGCGACGCGUCGACGGUUGAGCUGGCGCGACGCGCUGGACGAGACGCGGACGUACGACGACGACGACGGGGACGGCGCGAAGGACGGAUGGGCGCGGCGCGGUGGCGCCGCGGACGAAGAGAACGCGACCGCGCGACGAGCGAAGGGUCAAAAAACGAGCGCGUCGCCUCGGAGAGCGCUCGCCGCGGUGGAUGCGAACGCGACGAUGACGUCGCCGACGACGCGAUGCAACACGUUUUUGGCGGGGUCGACGCCGGGGGCGAUGAGCGCCAAGCACGCGUCGCGGGUGCGCGCGCUCGUGGAGGUGGAUGAACCGGAGGAGGAAGCGGAGGUGGCGGAGAUUUCGUUUGACUUCGAGGACGAGAGCGCGAUGAUGUCGCCGGCGUCGGUGGACGACGCCGAACUCGAGUCGGAUUCCACGGGCGACGUCACGGUGGUGAUGUCGAGCAAGCGAGGAAGGCUGUCGCGCGUGAACGAGACGUUCAACGUGUUCAAAUCGCUCGCACAGCUGGCGAUAUCGCCGUCAGAGUUGGACGUCUCCAAGCGACGCGCGCCGACGCCGAUGAACACGCCGGCGACGACGUUGACGUUCGACGACGACGUGGAUUCGCCCGUCGUGCAAGCGAGAACCGAAGCCGAUUUGCGCGACACGGUUGAGAAAAUUGCCAGCUCUUUGGUGGACGUCGAAGACGUGAUGUCGUCUUAUACGACCAGAGUUCGCGCGCACCGCGUCGCGAAGGCGCUCGGGGCGGCGAUUUUCAUGCUCGCCAUUUCCGCUCGAUUAUACUUUGCCUGGAACGUCGCCAUCGCGGCGUUCCGUCCGCGGUACGCGAUCGAUGGAACCGCGUUCGCGUAUCGUUGGUUUUGGCGUUCACGAACGAAUUGGAACGUCCCGUUCGCGUUCGCGGGGUACGCUUCGUACGGUGAGUUUAUGAUUCAAAGGGCGCUCGACGUCGAGUCGCGGCGAGCGAUGACGCGCGCGGCGGCGUUUCGAGCCGCCGUGAGCGCCACGAGGCGCGUCGCCGUCGUUUUGGCGUACAUCAGCGGCGUUUUCGGAAUUUUUGGGGUAGUCGCGAAGGCGAGCGAGGACCCCCAUCCGGGCGAGACGACGAAGCGCGGCGCGACGUCGCCGUUCGUCUUCGUGCCGAAAGUCAUGAUGAUGAUGACGACGACGACGGACCCAGAGCGGCCUCGGCGGCCCUCUUUUGGUGCGUCCGCUGUUUUGGAUACUUCCGAUCGCACAUCAUCGACGCACCGGGAAAUGGACGGCGAAGCCGACGAGUUCGCCGUCGUGCGCGUGUAA